AUGUUCAAGUGGAUCAACAUUUUCCGUGGCGGAGGCGUACGACUGUUGAAUUCGACAGCCUCACCACUCUCUCGGUCCAGCAUCUACCUCUGUCCAAGCAAUGGGUUGAAAGCACCUCGCAAGGACAGGAGCUUUGCCACUGCAUCGCAGUUCCCCCAUCAAAACUACUCAUGGCCGAGCACUCGAUCUUUCAGCCCCUAUGAUGUUUUGAACCUACCCCGCGACGCUACAUACUCAAAACGAAAUUACUAUGAUCUUGUCAAGAUCUAUCAUCCCGACCGACCUCUCACUGAUCACCCACUUUUCCAUCAAUUGACCCCGGAAAUCCGAUUGCAGCGCUACCGAAUCGUGGUUGAGGCACACGAAAUUCUUUCUGACCCCAUCAAACGAGCUGCCUACGAUCGAAAUGGCCUUGGCUGGAGCCACACAGUACCGGAAAUGAAGAUAGAAUGGGAUUCGCAAGGGCCAAACAUAUAUGCAAAUGCUACAUGGGAAGAUUGGGAGGAUUGGCAUAACCGCCAUCAGGGCCCGCAGCAGCAUGUGGUCGACCAACGCACCUUCGUUCGGCUUAUGAUUCUCCUGGUGCUAUUUGGGACGGCCCUUCAAGCAUCCUGGAUCGGGCAGAUGAAUACAGGCGUCCAAGGCCGUUUGCGCGAGGUCAACGAGAAGUCGGCCCGCUUUUUACAUAGUCGCCAGGAAAGCACCGUGAAACAGAUGAAUUCACACGAUGCGCGGGUGCAGGGUUUCCUCAUUCGGAGAGACCCCACGGGGUCAGGCUUGAAGAAUGAUGAGCAGCCGGUUUAUCAGAAGGAACUGAACCCUCGUCGCGGUUUGAAUGGGUCGUCCCAGACGGACGAUCUACAUAGCCGAGAGCCCGCACAGCUAGCGGACGCGAAGCUAGAACCCUCGGACGUUUCUAGCACUGUUUAA
This is a messenger RNA of Penicillium bovifimosum, 930 nucleotides long. RefSeq names its product J domain-containing protein. The transcript has a single exon. The coding region runs from base 1 to 930 and encodes 309 amino acids. The record is from RefSeq and is a predicted model, not a curated record. NCBI's taxonomy places the organism in Eukaryota, Fungi, Ascomycota, Eurotiomycetes, Eurotiales, Aspergillaceae.